CCAAGUUUAUACACAGAUACAUCGGAUUAGUUGUCUUGGCACAAGUGGCCCCGAACUGAAGCGUUCUCGGACGGACGGUGAUACCACAAAAGAUAAAAGACGAGGACUCCAACGCUGUCUCACAAUGAUCCGGCACAGGCGACUGAUGAAACUAUUGGUGCUGUUGGCUGUGGUCAUGACUGUAACCCUUUUUGUGCAAAAUCUACAGCAUGGGCAUCUUUCGACAUCUGAUAUUGCGCUUGAAACACUAUCCGCGGGGGAAGUCACGAUGCAAGCUACAGCAGAAAACAUUACAGCAACAGCAAAGGAGACCAUGGUUGUCAUACUGACGUACAUGCGCAGUGGAUCCACGUUCACCGGUGACAUCAUCCAGAGGAACCCGGAUGUCUUCUACGUGUUUGAACCGCUUCACUCGGUAGAGAGGUUCCUCAGGGGAAAAGUGAAACUUAUGUUCUUCAAUCACAGCCAACCAUCAAGAACGAUUUCAAGAUCACAGAAAACACUUGAAAACUUCCUGACCUGUAACAUGCGCGACAUUGACGUCUUUACCCUGGGUCAAGCUCACAUGUCCAAUAGUAUUGACACUCGUGCCUACCACGGCUGCAAGACACAUAAUGCAGGAAUCCUUGGAACCCUGGAUUGUCUCCCUGUAUUAGAGCAGCCUUGUGUGAGAUCUCGUGUAUCAUGUGUUAAAACCAUCAGAUUCAAUAUGACAGACAUGACGUACCUCAUGGACAAAUAUAGAAACAUUAAAAUCGUUCACUUGAUCCGAGACCCGAGGGCGACGCUGCGGUCGCAGAAAAGCGUGAGGGAGUUUUCCUGGGAUAGCUUGGACAUACAUGCAGAAAAACUCUGUCAGAGAGCAAAACGGGAUUUUGAUGUUUCUUCAAAGAUGAAAUCCCUUUACCCUGGACGUAUUUUGACUCUUCGUUAUGAGGAUUUAGCCGAGAGGCCUUUCGUGAUGACAGAGCAGAUAUAUAGAUUCAUCGGUCUAGAUUUAACUCCCAGCAUUCGCGAUUAUGUCCAAAAUAUAACCAAUGCAAGUGACAAGGCCUGUGUUAAUAUUCGUUUGUGUACGCGAAAGAACUCCACGAAAAUCAUUUCAAAAUGGCGAACAAGUCUGUCGUACAAUCAGGUGUCUGCUAUUGACAAGAUCUGUGAGCCUUUAUACAAGGUGAUGGGUUAUCUACCCGUUAAUAACGAACAGAACCUUCAUAAUCUCAGUGUUCCCAUGUACACAGCAGUACCAGAGGAGAAAUCAUUAGAACAUUAGGAUGGUGUAAAAUACUCAACUUCUACAUACUGGUCGCCUGUGCAAAGUAUGGAAUGCCACCUUACCUCGGCCACGCCCACACAGACGCCCCUGCCCAUAUCUAGAGUCACACAUUAAAGUUGGAGUUCCAAGUUAAAUAAUUAACAUUCAACUCGUCUUCUAAUGACAUCACCCUAUCUGACCCAUAAUUAUAUAAAUGCUACUAUCUGUAAUUAAUACACAUGUACAUGUAUAAGUAAUAACUGCCCGCACACCUAAGGCUACCCCUCCCCGCCCCUCCAUCCUAACUCUGACACGUAUCAAGGACAACCACAGAGGUUUAUGAAACCCUCCACGUACUCCGCAACACCAUCAAUAUAUUCACCACAACCAAAACCCCAUACCCAAUUCCCCAUCCCGCCGUCCAAACUCCAACAUGUUUCCAAGAUGCCCACAGCAGUUUUAAACCUGUACUGCUCAGUCCCACCCAAACAUACAUGUAUGUACACCACAACCACAACCGUAACCUCACCAUCCCAGACAUUAUUUUCAAUAUCAACUCCCUUGACUUCAUUAGAUUAGAACAUUGUUCAGAACUCUACAAUGUAAUUGUAGUUUGAAUUAAGGGGACAGAUAAUAGUCAGGAGAGUAUAGGGUAUGGGGGCGUGGCUUCUCUCAAAUGACGUAGUGGCAAAGUAUUGCCCAAUGACCUCAAUGGCCGAAGGCAUGAGUUUGUCAAAUGACGUCACCCGCUCAUACCUCCGUGGUGUGGAUGAAUCACCAUGCCCUGUCUGUCGACUACAUCAUGGACUGAUAGUAUUGAUUGUAUAAAUGAAUCAUGGUUAAUCUUUUAGCUAUAUGGUGGUACAUUUGCUGGACCUAACUGUAUCUCUCUGUACGGAUUUGUAUGGCGCUUGGAAUACGGUAUAAAUGGACAUAUCUUGAUAGUACUGAUGUGUAGUUUUGCCAGAUUUCUUACUGAGUUAACAUACUGGCUUCAUGUGUGAUUUAUAUGUCACAUACACAGCUCAAUACAGAUCUUUGAUCAAACAAUUAAUCUAACUAAUGCUUAAAUACACUAGUUAUGUUAUUUGAGGCACUGUCAGUUGGAACAACUACACACAUUUCCUGGAGGGCAGCCAGACUUUAGAUGACAGCUGGCUGGAACAGAAUGGGUUUAUUUCUAUAAUGUUUCCUCUUUUUGAGCUUGUGCAUUUUACCAGUGAUAAUAUCAAUCAUUGAUUUAACCCACUUCUCUUUGGGCCCAGUUGAUUUUGUUCAUAUGCUUCGACAGUAUCCAUAAUCAAGAUUUGAACCCAAUUGACUGCAGUCUGUUCACAAUAGUGUGGGCCAUAUAGAAUAUCUGACCAAACUGUUUUUGUCAACAAUAGAGAAGUCACUUGUGAUAACUUUACCAACAGAUUGGUAGCUACAAAUAGUGGAAUUUCCAUCAUGAUCUGCAAAGUCCCAUUUCUGUAACACGUUCCUGUAACUGAACAACUUGGGUGAAAUGGUGUUCGUAUGAGAAACGGUUUGGUGAAAUGGGGUUUCACGUCGCGUCCAAGAUUAUUGCACUUAUAUAGCGACGUGCAUAUACGUGUGUUUGUG
Messenger RNA from Haliotis rufescens (red abalone), 2860 nucleotides. Its product is annotated as carbohydrate sulfotransferase 4-like. Gene Ontology annotation, biological process: sulfur compound metabolic process; N-acetylglucosamine metabolic process. Lineage: Eukaryota; Metazoa; Mollusca; Gastropoda; Lepetellida; Haliotidae. Gene Ontology annotation, molecular function: N-acetylglucosamine 6-O-sulfotransferase activity. The record is from RefSeq and is a predicted model, not a curated record. The transcript is spliced from 5 exons. The coding region runs from base 125 to 1273 and encodes 382 amino acids.